This is a messenger RNA of Styela clava, 3120 nucleotides long. Its product is annotated as dynein regulatory complex protein 11-like. Gene Ontology annotation, molecular function: ATP hydrolysis activity; ATP binding. The record is from RefSeq and is a predicted model, not a curated record. Lineage: Eukaryota; Metazoa; Chordata; Ascidiacea; Stolidobranchia; Styelidae.
CUUGCCGAUGAUUGGCAGUUUAGUGCGCUCUUGUGGUGUUCGUGAUACGGGUCUAGUGCAAAAUGACAGACUUGCCUAAAAUAUAUUGAUGUUUUAUAUUGAAAGAAGCUUCUAGGCAAAGGACUGAGUCAUCGAAAUGUCACACGGCACAUACAAUCAAUUAUGGGCUGAGGCUCAGACAAGUAUUGAUGAUCUUUUGCCUCGGGAAAUACCACUUGAGCCUCCGAGGCCUGAAAAAGAUAGAUUGACGGUAUUUCAGACGCUUGCUACUCUCUAUAUCAAAUAUAUCCAAAUACUUCGAAAACUUGAAGCAUCUUAUGAUCAGAUAGUUCAUCCUCAAAAAAGAAGAGUCUUGCGUCAAGUUGUUGAUGGAACAGUAGGAAGAUUGUUGGAAGUAAAAAAUGAAAUGGUCAACUUGGAAUUUUCAGAGUUUCAUUAUUUUGAUGACAUCCUCUCAGAUCUGAAACUCACUCCUAAUGAUAUAGAAAUUCCAGUACCAAAAUACUACAGAUAUGAACGCAAGAAGAUAUUGAAGGAUCGAGAGCAGUUGUUGGGAAGCAUUCUUUCCAAAAUGGGUCCAAGUUUGACAGAUAAGGAAAAAGACGUGAAGCAGAUGUCUCUUGAGGAAGCGAUUCGACUUAUUCAAGUUCAUGAACGUGCUAGACAAGGACGUCUUCGAGCUAAAUUUAUGAAAGAGAUUCGAAUGGAAGAAGAGCGAGAAAGAGUUGCGGCACAGAGAGGAGCUCCCACACUUGAUCCCGAUGUUGCGGCAACAAGAAUUCAGAAGAUCUGGAAAGGAUUUGUCAGAAGAAAAUUAACAAGAAAACAAAGAGAGGAAGAAAUGAUUUUCAUUGGAAUGGUUCCAACGAAAGAGUCCAGACCAAAAAAAUUUUUACCACAAACUCUUGCUGAAAACACAGAGAUGGCACGUCGUGUAACACAAGAUGAAUAUGAAGUAGAAUACCAGCAAGCUCUUGUUACUGUAAAAGAGAAAAUACGGGAAGUUGAAGGACCUGAUAUGAAGGAAAGAAUGCAAGAUCAAAUUCGGCAAUGGUUUAUUGAAUGCAGAGAUGCAACUGGUAAGUUUCCUGAUUAUCCUGAUGAAGAAGAUGGAGGAUCAGCUCUUUUAUUCAAGGAAAAAACACCUGAAGAGGUUGAAGCUGAAAUGGCUGCAAAAGAAGAAGAAAAAGGUGGAAAAAAGAAAGGAAAGAAAGGGAAAAAAUCAGGAAAGAAGAAAAAGGGAAAGAAAUCAGGAAAGAAAGGCAAGAAGGGAAAGAAAGGUGGUGGUGACGAAGAGGAAGAAGAACCAGGAUGGAAAAUGGCUCCAUCAAACUUUUUACCAGAGGUUGAGCAAGCUCAUAGAGGGUUUCGAGACGUGUGGAUGACAAGAGAUGAGAGUGGCAAUUUUCAACAAAAACAUGACAAUGAAUUAAUCAAAGAAAAGAAGAGACUAGAAGUUGAAGAUGAAGUUAGGAAACAAGUUGAUGAAUUAAUGAGAGAGGAAUUGAAUAAUUUGAAAAUGGCACUUGAUCGUGACAAAGGUAAGAAGGGGAAAAAAGGGAAAAAGAGCGGAAAGAAGAAAAAGAAGAAAGGUAAGAAAAGUGGUAAGAAGGGAAAGAAAGGAAAAAAAGAGAAAGAUUUGACAGCUGAUAGAACAAUUGAAUCAUUGUAUGAAGAACUUGUACAACAAGGAAUCCUAGUUCGUUCUCCACAGAUAUAUUUAAAAGACUACAUCGGGGAUUACAGCUAUCUUGGAACAACUUUAAGACAAGCUGACAUUGAACCAAUGCCUUCAUUAUCUGAUGUCAGACAACUUGUUGCUUUGUAUGGGAUUCUACCUCUUGGAUCACAGUUUGUUCACCAGAACAUGCCACAAAUAAAGUCUAUUUUACUUGCUGGACCUCGGGGUGUUGGAAAGAAGAUGCUUCUUCAUGCGAUUUGUACUGAAACUGGAGCUAAUUUGUUUGAUUUAACACCUGAAAAUAUUGCAGGAAAAUAUCCUGGGAAAUCUGGCUUAGCAAUGCUGAUCCAUAUGGUCACAAAGGUGGCAAGAGAACUGCAACCGUCUGUCAUAUUCAUUGGAGGUUGUGAAAAAACAUUCGUCAAGAAAGCACCCAAAGGGGAUAAAACUGAUCCAAAGAGAUUAAAGAAAGAUUUACCGAAAAUAUUGAAGGGAUUCAAACCAGAAGAUAGGGUCGUUUUGGUUGGAACAUCUGUUUCUCCAUUUGAUGCAGAAUUGAAACCUUUUGUAAAAACAUAUGAGAGGAUUAUUCUUAUUCCAAGACCUGAUUACGCAUCAAGAUACAUUUUAUGGAAGCAUCUUAUCUUGGAACACAAUGGCAUUAUCACACAACAUCUUGAUGUCAGUAGUUUAACAAAAAUCACUGAUGGGUAUACGCAAGGUCAUGUUGUUGAAGCUGUCAAAUACAUCUUGACAGAAAGAAGAAUUUCUCAGCUUUCUAAGAAACCUCUUGCUGCCGUUGAAUUUGUUUCUCCACUUGCUCGAAUUGAUCCAAUUUAUAAAGAAGAAGAGGAAGCAUUUAAGUCUUGGUAUGGUAAAACUCCACUCGGCAAAAAGAGGGAAAAAUUAGCCAAAGGAGGAGAUGAAGAUGGAGAUGGCGGUGGAAAGAAAGGAAAAGGAAAGAAGAAGGGAAAGAAAGGAAAAAAGAAGAAGAAAUAAACUUUUGCUUUAUCAUGCUUUUUUCCGCAAGUUUCAGUUUGAUCCAGUGCUUUCAGUUUUGCCGAUCUAGACUUUCUUAACUCAAAUUAGAUAUCAUUUUAAUAUUUCGAUAUUCCAGAUUUUAAAAUCAUGGAAAAUAAGGAUAUUCUGUUUAAAAAUGUAAAUUGAUCCCAUCAGUAUUUGAAAAAAAUAAGGUUUUUGGUUAAUUAUUUCGAUUUUGAUUUUAUUUUUCCUCAACAAUUAUGUUGUGCUUUUUAAUUUUUUUGUCGGUUUCAGCUGGUAAGGUUUCAAUAAUGCGAGUGCAAAUUUUAUUAUGGUACUAAGAUUAAUUUACACCUAUAACACUGUAUGAAGACAUUUGAUAUGUAUUUAAUAUAUUAGAAACUAUUUUUGAAUUGUUUUUAUAAUAAAAAUGACAUUUGACACAAAAAAGUCUAAAA